AUGUCUGCUGAUCCUCCCGUACCUGCCACUCCUCCAACGUCCACCGCUGCUCCAACUCCAGAACCAGAGCCGCCGUCCUUACGCCGCCGCUUCAAUCUCCAUCACAGAGCCGUGCAAGCACUCCAUCUGGCCAAGCCUUCCGACGUCGUCACGAUUCCACAGGUGCUCCGGCAACGUCUAAAACCAAGGGCACUGCUGGAAGAUGUGAGUCCCGAUUCCACAUGUUCUCCGCCGACGUCUGCCAUGUGCCACCUCGCUGCCGGAAGACGUGAGUCCCGAUUCGCCGCCGUCCAACUCACCAUGUCCGACGUUGUCCUCCGCCUCGAAGUCGCCUCUGCUCCGCCUCCUGUGGAAGACGAUGCGAGAGCGGCGCCGCCGCAUAGGAUCUCGAUGAGGCGAAUGGCUAACGGCGACUGGAUCUGA
This is a messenger RNA of Striga asiatica, 423 nucleotides long. NCBI's taxonomy places the organism in Eukaryota, Viridiplantae, Streptophyta, Magnoliopsida, Lamiales, Orobanchaceae. The record is from the annotation of a GenBank genome assembly.